UUGGAAAUGAACCGAGCUCUUCCUUGCCCUCUUGGCCUCUCCCUUCCUCGUGCUCCCCGGGCGGCGGCGCGCAGCACCUGUUCGACGGAACGCCGCUCCGGGGCGGGAAGCUUGGACCAUGGCGAGCGGGGAGGACCGCAUAAGCGCCCUCCCGGAGGACAUCCUCCACCAGGUGCUCCGCCUCCUGCCGGCUCAUGAGGUGGUGCGGACGUGCUUGCUCGCCCGGCGCUGGCGCGGCGUCUGGAGGUCUGUGCCCACCCUCUGCUUCACCGGGGCCAAGGGGUGGGGCAGCGCCGACAGGUUCGCCCAAUUCGUGGACCACUUGCUCCACCUCAGGUGCGGGGGAGACGGCGCGCCUCUGGAUUCCUGCGAUUUUGAUUUCGAUUCCGACGGAUUCAUGCUGUUGCCCGCUAACGAGCGGCAUGCGAGCAUCUGGCUCUGGAAGGCCCUGCCUCGUGUCCGGGCGCUCCGGCUUUGUAUCGUCGAGGAGCAGGAAGCCUCGCCACUAUCUGAUAUGCAUCUCUUCUCCCAGCACCUCACCAGAUUAGAGCUUGUUGGUGUCGGUGUCAACAACAGCGUCGUUGAUUUUGCAGGCUGUCCGACAUUGGUGGAACUGAGUAUGGAUACUUGCGACGUUUUUGUCAGACAGCUGUUGUCUCCAUCCUUGAAACAUCUGCGCAUUACCCGCAGCUAUACUUCUGAGUUUGACCGCAUUCUUAUUUCUCUACCAAAUCUUGUUUCGCUGGAGUUCAUCGAAUGCCGGCAAGGAAGGGUUCCAUUUCUUGGAAACUUGCCGCGGUUAGCAAGAGCUGUUGUUGUGCUUAACGAGUAUUGUGCUGAUCAAUGCUCUCAGGAUCGGUUUGAUAGUUGUGGUGCUGACAGUGAUAUUUGUGACGGUUGUUAUUAUUAUUAUGGGGAUCCUGGACAUGGGCCUCAUUAUGACCGCAACAACUGCAUCUUUCUCAAAGGCUUGUCAGAAGCCACAGACUUGGAGUUGUCAGCUCAUUCUGAUGUGACUGUUUUCAACAGGGAUUUGAAGUGGUGCCCUACAUUUACCAAGUUAAAGACUUUGCUACUCAAUGAUUGGUGUUUGGCUGCUGACCAUAAUGCACUAAUUUGUUUUCUCCAACACUCGCCAAUUUUGGAGAAGCUUACUCUUGAACUUUCUAAGGGACCUUUAUAUGAAACUGAAGCAGAAGGAAUAUACAAACCAUUGGGACAGUCAAUUGCAUCCAACUGUCUUAAGAUUGUUGAAAUCAAAUGUGCAAAUGUUGAUAGCAAGGUUCACAAAAUUUUGGAAAUACUGACUACGUACGGCAUACGCCUUGAGCAAAUUAGUAUCCAACAAACUAGCCGGAUUCCUGGAUCUGGAUGUUUCAAUUUUGUUUGCACUGAGUUCAGCUAAAACACGAGGUACAAAUGACGUCGUUCUCAAGGCGGCCAGCUCCACCGGGGAGAGGUACUCCACUGGAUUCAACGAGCUGCGCACCAUCGUCCCAAAGCCCUAUCCCUUUUGUACUCCACACUAGUAGAUCAUAGCAGCGUUGUACCUUUGCUAAACAAUUCCCCGUGGCUCUUGAAUUUUGUUGAGAGUUGUUCUAAGUUUCUGAUCUACUCCAGUAUGUGACAAAA
This is a messenger RNA of Triticum dicoccoides, 1632 nucleotides long. Its product is annotated as F-box/LRR-repeat protein At4g14103-like. Gene Ontology annotation, molecular function: protein binding. The transcript has 5 exons. The record is from RefSeq and is a predicted model, not a curated record. The coding region runs from base 119 to 1405 and encodes 428 amino acids. NCBI's taxonomy places the organism in Eukaryota, Viridiplantae, Streptophyta, Magnoliopsida, Poales, Poaceae.